UUAGUGAACCAAACAUCAUGAUGUGGCAGAACGUUCGUAUGAGCCUUCGAGGCCCGUAGCCGCGCGCCCGCGUUAACCGGCAUGCCGUCGUUAUGUUAUCCAUACAGUAACACUCACGACGUUCGAUAAACACGUAUUAAACACGUAACGCGAAAAGUACAAAAAAGUAUACAUACACACACACGGUACACGUAUAGAUAGAGAGGGAGAGAUAGAGAGGGAAUAUACGUAGACGUAUUACGGUAAAGAGAGAAAUAAAAUAGGGAACCCGCAUUAAGCGAUUCAGCGAAAAAAGAUUCGCGCGACGACGACGACGACAACGGCGGCGGAGGCGGCAGUGGCGACGAGGCCGACGACAACGAAAACGAGAACGGCAACGACAGCGGCGGCGGCGGCGGCGGCAGCGGCGGUAGUGGUGGUUGUUCCUUGUAGUGGUAGUGGUGGUGGUUGUUGUUCCGCGGUGCGAGCGGAACAGCGCGCGGCGCGACGUCAGGCCCGAUGUAAAUCAAAGUUGCCGAAUCGCACGGCCCCCGGAGCGUACGUCGCGCAGUGAGCAUCGCCGCGGCACGCGCCGCGAGUGACGGAGUGCCAACGGUCAGCCUCUCCAUAGCCGCGGCAGGGAGACGUUCCGCGAGACGUAUACACGGGGCACGUAACCGACAGGGGAAGCUACGCUUCCGUAAUUCGCGGCGUGAUGUUGCUCAAACAGAUGCUGGAUCCGAGUGUGCUAACGGACCUGGAGGAGCUGACGCUUUGCGGUUGCUGCAAGCAGAAGUACAAUGACGUGGAGCAGUGUCCCAAGUAUCUCAGCUGCAAGCACUACUUCUGCCUACGGUGCAUCGAGAACAAUUUGCUGAAGGGACGCGACCUGUUCUGCGCGCACUGCUGGAAAAAGACGGACCUGGGCGACCAAGGCCCGGACGCUCUACCCACACACUCCGCUCUACUUGCCCUGGCCAACAAUCUGUCGUGUUUCAAAAUCACGCCGAACAACACGUCCAACAAACUCGUUGACAAGGAGAGAAAGAGUGAGAACUGUCACACACACGGAAUGCCAUUGGCACUGUGGUGUGCGACGUGUUGCACGGCCCUUUGUAGAGCGUGCGCAAGCCCGCAGGAUCACCCGGGUCAUCAGAUCAAAUCGCAAACCGAUGCCAAAGAACAGCUCAUAUCCGAUGUUCAACAGGAGUUAGUCACCGUGGGUAAACUGACGGCGGAUAUUCAGAGACUGGCCGGACAGCAACGCGACUUUCUGUUAAAGGUGCUGGAGGCGUGCAUGACAUUGAAAACGCAUGUGGAAACGGAUCUGCAGAACGGCUGGGGUCAUUUUCCCGAGAUAACGGAGGCGCGCGAGACCCUAGGUAAGACGAAGAUUGGCCUGCAGAUGAGCGAAACCCCGGGCGACGUGUACGGUCUACAUUCGCAGCUAGUUCUCGAAAAACAAAGAUUGCAGUCCAAGUGUCAGGAAAUGAUGCUGCAGUGUCAGCUGGAUGAUCUCAUCGGCAAUUCCGGAGUGGUAUUUGAUUUCGCCUUGCUGAAGCAAGCAUUGGCGGGGAUACACACGACGGAUCCAAUCAUUUCUCAGGGCAAUGGUAGUCGUAUGUCAAAUCAUCUCGCAGCCACGCAUAACCCACUCUUGUUCCUUGUGAAUUACUGCAUGUCGCAAUUGUACACGCGUCACAUCGUCAGCAAGCAGCAGCACAUGCCGAACGGCUCGAUGGAAUACCACCAUUCAAGUAUGAUGCCACCGCCACCGCAACAGGCGCCAUCCGUUCACGUUCAUCAGGGUCCACCGCCGCAACCCAACCAAGCUCCCCAGCAGCUCCUCAUUCCACCCGGUUCACCGUCCAUCAAACCCGUACCGCCUGCACCGCCCAAUGCCAUAAUGCAUCCACAGCAACAGUCGACGUUCAUGCCUGACGCGAUCGGUACCGGCGUCGGCGGCGGUAGUCUAGUGACCGUCCACUCGUCCCCGCAACCGCCGUCCAACGCGAUGACGGCGACGUUGACGCGAGGUCCCGCGAAUCCGUAUCCCCUGUAUUACUUCAACAUCGAGGUGAACGGCUCGCCGCACGGGCGUAUCGUAAUCGAGGUGCGACCGGAUGCGGCGCCGAAGAUGGCAAAGAAUUUCAGCGUGCUGUCGACGGGGGAGGCCGGAAUCGGUUACAAGGGAUGCACGAUAUUCCAGUGCUGGGAGGGCGAGUCCGUGAUUACCGGCGACUUCGAGCUUAACAACGGCCGCGGUGGACGCAGCAUAUUCGAGGACGGUUAUUUUAUGCCGGACGAUACCAAGUUCCCAGCGGUUAGGGGCGCGGUGGGCAUGAGACGGACGCAAAAGCGGCACGACAACCUCGGCAUGGUCGGCUCGCAAUUUCGCAUAAUACUGCAGGAGAUGCGCGGCUUUACUGGCAUCUUCGGCCACGUAGUCGAGGGAUUGGAGCUGGUGGAGAAGAUAUCUACGUUCGGCGACCAGACCGGCAAGCCUACCAAGAAUAUUCAAAUCACGAAAUGCGGUAAAUUGUAACGUUUAUGCUAUCGCUGUCGCGCGGUUUGUUGCAACGCCGGGUAAAUCUCCGAGAAAUGAGAGAGUAUGUACUCCGUAUAUAUGAUAUAACGCCGUAUACAACACGUUUUCCUGCUCUAGAUAACCGAAGGAAAGUCGCCACGGUAUCCCCGACUCGCGCGCGUUUCGCGGGAGAAACUUGUACGUAAGAAGAAACGUGCAAAAAGAAAUCGCGUUACACGUAAUUGUCCGACGACGGGUGACGAUUAUUGUUAUUAUUAUAUCCGCCGCGCGUAUGUCCGCUCGGGGAGAUCGUUGCGACACGUUUAUUAGCUCCGCGAAAUCCUCGAACGCUCUGUACGAGUCAUGCAACUUAAUUAACUAUUAACAAUAGCGUCUAAAGAUGUCGAAUCUAUUUUUAAAACAUGGGCGUGUGCGAGAAGAUGAAAAAGAGAUAAAAAUCCAUAUUUUGCUAUUGACUGGGAAUCGAUACGAGAUUCUGCUAACAAUAACGACGAUGAUCGAUUUACACACGAGACACACACACAUACAUACGUACCUCAGAGAUCGACCGUGAUAUCGAUACGACUUCUCUAGCUGAUAUACGACAUAUUUGUUUUUUUUUUAGGGAGAGAGAGGUCUGACGUUUAUUUUGGCUAUUAUCGGCAUUAACUCUUCUACGACGUUGUAGUUCAUAGAACGCGUUUGUCGCGCGUUUGAACGUGAUAUAAUGGAGAAAAUAAUACCGCGCGGAUCGCGGCAGACGGUUCUCCGGCCGGCUGCGAGCGCAGCUAAUGUUUUAGGUCGUAGAUAGCGAAUAAAAGGGAAAAAAAAGCACGCGUAGAAUAAUCUGGGAAUUUAAGUGUAGCGAACUGUGUCGGAGGCAACCGAAUCGUGUGUCAUGUACGCGAGACACAUUUGCGAAGAAAACGAAAGAGAUGAAAUCUGCGCACGAGCGCAAACAUUCGACUCUUUCGAUUCUCUUGUCCUUUUAUUAUAUUUUUUUUUCUUGGCGACCUUCGCGACUUGCUGCUAAAAGUCGUGAAUCGCGUGAUUCCAUGUACGCAGGUCUCGUUUAGAUAUCUUAGCCGAGAGAGGUGGAAGAGAGAUAUCGGCAUAGUUAAUCACGUAGGAGGGCAGGUUUAUGGUUCGUCGGACACGGCAAUCGCGUAUCGUAUCGUAUCGUUCCGUUCCGUUCCAGGGGUGCGAGGAAAAAGAGCUAAAAGGGAAGAGAAAAUAAAAAAAAAAGAUAUAUUCAUCGCGCGCGCGCGUUUUGCGAAGAAGAAUCUUGCGAUCACCGCCGCUCGGAUACUUGCGGCCCGAGCCCGUUUCCCUUUUCGUUCUUUGCGAACUAGCGAACCGUCGUGGGUUAUAUCUGUAUUUAAGAUUAGAUCUCAAAAUACGUCGCAUAUGUAUGCAAGGCCUAAAUACUACUACUGUAGACCGUAAGCCUCGUGUCGUCUAAUCGGAAAACGGAAGAAUAAAAAAAGAAAUGUGCGGAUAUAUAUAUAUAUAUUAAACGAAUCAUUCCUCGAUACUAUAUAUCGAAAAAAUACUACGAUAUAAUGUAACUGCGUUAUAAUUACUCGUCUGAAUCCUCGUAAUGAAGUCUCAUGCGUUAUUAUCGUUACAUACAAUGUCACACACGCGCGCGCGUACGCGGGGAGCGGCUGCGUAUCUUUCCCUCUCACGCGAACACACGUGCGUGCGAAUAUAUCUCCACGCGCGUACAAGGCAAGGCACACUCACGCGUAAUAAGCAGAAAUUGCACGCCCUCGCGUCGUCGCGGAUAUGCCUUCUCGAAGAAAAGCCUCAUUCGAUGUUGAACUUGAAAGUUUUAACACUUGUUGAUUAGCUGAUUAAAAAAAAAAAAAGGAAAAAGAAGAACGCGUCUCUCGCGAUCGACGUCGCGAUGACUGACGCGAUGCGAAAAACGCGUCACGUCGCGUGUCGUCUUUAGGGAUAAAUAACUCGCUCCUGUACGAUCAAGAGCGGAAAUGCUGUCCGUGUCGAGUGUAGCGAAGCCGAGAACUGCGUUUAUACGUCGAGCUUCUUUCUCUCUCUUCUCUAAAGAAGAGAGAUCAGUAAGUUGGCUGGCUGGCUAGCUAAGAUCUAGAGAAAGUCCAGCGAGACUCGUAGAUAGAGAAGCUGGUUCGAUCUAAAGCAGUUCGCAAUCUCUUCACGCCGGAAGGCAUUUUUGCUGUCGAUUGCACAUGUACAAUAUUGUAUACACGACGACCGUAAGGGGGUUUGGAGGGGGGGGGAUUGGAUGAUUGUGUGUUCGAACGGAUGGAUGAAUGAACGAAUUCUCUCGUUUCGCUGCUGAACGGGGAAGACUCCGACAAAUUGUAACUCUUAGUACGUAAUCGUAGACGCAAUCGUGAGGAAAAGAACAUAUUGUAUCGAAGCGAGUAAAGAUUAGGCCCAACUGUACACGUACAUAUACACAAAAAAUACACACACACACACACAGAUACAGAUACCUAUGCGCGCGCGUAUGCAUAUAUAUAUAUACAAAUAUAUAAACUACGUAUAUUUUUAUGAACGUGAUGAGGUUACAACGCAUAGCUUGUAAUAUCGAUUCUAAUGACCGACCGAUUUACCUGGCCCCUCGCGUGCGAUUAAACGAUUGAGCGGCUGUAA
Molecule: messenger RNA, 5146 nt
Organism: Temnothorax curvispinosus
Lineage: Eukaryota; Metazoa; Arthropoda; Insecta; Hymenoptera; Formicidae
Exons: 5
Coding region: 695-2524 (609 amino acids)
Biological process (GO): protein peptidyl-prolyl isomerization
Molecular function (GO): zinc ion binding; peptidyl-prolyl cis-trans isomerase activity
Source: RefSeq, a predicted model, not a curated record